Molecule: messenger RNA, 2314 nt
Organism: Bactrocera neohumeralis
Lineage: Eukaryota; Metazoa; Arthropoda; Insecta; Diptera; Tephritidae
Product: extracellular serine/threonine protein CG31145
Exons: 9
Coding region: 881-2314 (477 amino acids)
Biological process (GO): protein phosphorylation
Cellular component (GO): Golgi apparatus
Molecular function (GO): protein serine/threonine kinase activity
Source: RefSeq, a predicted model, not a curated record
UGCGACUGCGACUGCAGCCUUGCCAAGCUCAAGCUUAAGAGCCUGCAACAGCAACAACAACCUCACGAAAUACGGUUUCACAUCAGCGCUAGCCAGCGCCGACUGGUCAACCACACAGGCAUCGCUAGCGGAGCGCCUAAACAGAUUUCGACACAAGCAACAACAACAGCAGCAAGUGAGCGCUUGGUCGAUCGAAGACGAAUUAUCAACGCCAGAAGACUAUUACAAGCAUUACAGUGGCGCAAGUGAUUCCAAUAGGCACAACAACAAUCAGCAUUACAACAACAGUGCAGCCAGUAGUGCCAAUAAACCAACGGUACUCGAGCGCAGUGAAUUAAUACCCACUGCGGACACAUACACUUCAGCCACAGAACAACAGUGUCCAUCAUUGCCCCAAGCGAGAUUCGUUAAUAGCAAGAACAACAACAAUUACGUUGGACAACAUCAUUAUAAGCUAAGUCAACAAAGUGCGAAUGUUGCAACAUUUGAUGCAACUGAGUCAUCUUCCACUCCACUAGCUUGUUACACGAAGCCGGGCAAACGGAGGCGUGUAUUAGUGCGCAGGCGCAACAACACCGACGAACAAGCAAAUUCUACAACAACUACCUCAAUCAAGUCGCCCAGAGUAACAACAGCUGGCCGUGUAACGGCUGAAAGACAACAACGGACAGCAGCGGCAACAACACAAAUUUGGUUUCUUUCAUUUUUCCACAGUAUUGGCCUAGGCAGCUUUGCCGAGCAUGUUGCCGUGCAGUUAGGCGUAUGCCGCAGCAACAGUAGCAGCUUUAGCAACGAAACGUUGCAUACAAGUAGGCGUUCGACGCCAACGCCUCACACAAUUCCCGUCGAGAACAUUCCAAAGCGACGCUCAUUCGACGUAAUGGGUCUGCUGCGCAGCAUGAAGCUUAAAGACCGCCUCGCCAUUAGUCUGGGUGCAACCCUGAUACUGCUGACGCUGCUGUUGGUGGUCGAUGUGCAGAUGGAUUUCGGCGUUACGAAUCGGCAUUUAUUACAGCAGCAGUCACGUGUGCGUUAUGUAAAUGAAAAUGAUGGCGGUGACACUGGUGGCACUGGUGCCUUCAGAGACUUCAAACGAAAAUUCCUGCAAAAGAGCAAUUCAUCCGGUUCAAAGGAGACAGCCACGCCGACAACCACACAAUCGCGCCCUGCAGGCACUGCGGCAGGUGGCAGUUCGGCGGACGUGGCGGCGGCGGCGGGUGCCGGUACGAGCGGUGUACAGCAGGAUGCAGCAGCUAGAGAGGAUAUGUUGGCGAUCCAGAAAUUGGAGCGGGAACCUCAUGAUCCCUUUGACGACUUGUUCCGGCUGCUGAUGGGCCUGGACAAAACCGACUAUUCGCACGUGUUGAUCGAUGAUGAUGGGUCUGUGGUAACGGAGAACCCAACUAUCGCUGAAAUGACGGGCCUGAAACCAAGCAAAAAUGCAACAAAUUUGGAACGUUUCCAGUGGCACAUAUCUAAGCGUGAGCUCUACAAGGAGAACGACACUAUUGUGGACGAAGUGAUACAUGAUAUGAUCAAGCUGCCGGUGCAACAUGUCGUGCAAAAGGAGGGCGGCACGCAGUUGAAAUUGAUUAUAGAAUUUCCCAGCGACAUCAAAGCGCUGAUGAAGCCAAUGAGAUUUCCCCGUGAACAACAAACUCUGCCGAACCACUUCUAUUUUACGGACUAUGAGCGCCACAAUGCGGAAAUCGCUGCUUUUCAUUUGGAUCGAAUUUUGGGUUUUCGCCGCGCCAUGCCCGUCACCGGUCGCCUGCUGAACAUUACAACGGAAAUUUAUCAAGUCGCCGACGACAAUUUAUUACGGACCUUCUUCGUCUCGCCCUCGUCGAACUUGUGCUUCCACGGCAAGUGCUCCUACUACUGUGACACGGGGCAUGCCGUUUGCGGUAACCCGGACAUGUUGGAGGGUUCAUUUGCCGCCUUCCUGCCCAGCUUCGAGCAGACAGGACGAAAGGUUUGGCGGCAUCCUUGGCGCCGCUCGUACCAUAAGCGCAGGAAGGCUCAGUGGGAGACAGAUUCCAAUUACUGCUCCAUUGUUCGCGAAAUACCUCCAUAUGACGAAGGUCGACGGUUACUGGAUCUGAUGGAUAUGGCUAUAUUUGACUUCUUAACCGGAAAUAUGGACAGACAUCAUUAUGAAACAUUCAAAAUAUUUGGCAAUGACACAUUCACAUUGCAUUUGGAUCAUGGACGUGGUUUUGGUAAACCCUUUCACGAUGAAUUAACAAUUUUGGCGCCAUUGCUGCAGUGUUGCAUGAUACGGACGACGACGUUGAAGCGAAUAUUGGAGUGA